Salarias fasciatus (jewelled blenny) is the source of this 3693-nucleotide messenger RNA. RefSeq names its product mitogen-activated protein kinase 7 (gene mapk7). Gene Ontology annotation, biological process: protein phosphorylation. The record is from RefSeq and is a predicted model, not a curated record. Bases 121 to 3501 code for a protein of 1126 amino acids. The transcript has 7 exons. NCBI's taxonomy places the organism in Eukaryota, Metazoa, Chordata, Actinopteri, Blenniiformes, Blenniidae. Gene Ontology annotation, molecular function: ATP binding; MAP kinase activity.
ACAUGUCUGUCAAACCAAACACGGAACUGUACGAGGAAGCGGCAGACAAAACAAGAAAUAGUGGCGUUACUAGGGGAUUAAAAACCAGCUCACGGAUGCGGCGGUACACUCACAAGAACAAUGUCAAAUAAGGAAGGUGGAGAGUGUAAAAAUGGGCGUCCUGUGGCAUCUCCAGAAAGAAUGGCCAGUGACAAAGGCACAGAAACUCAGAACCAGCAUGGGGUGGAGGCAGCGGGCAGCAACACAGACACCAGCAUGGCGGCAAAGAACUUGGCUCUGCUUAAAGCACAUUCUUUAGAUGUGAAAUUCGACGUAGGAGAAGAGUAUGAUAUUAUAGAAACCAUCGGCACCGGGGCCUACGGUGUUGUUUCUUCUGCCAGAAGAAGAGAUAAUGGCCAGCAGGUGGCGAUAAAGAAGAUCUCCAAUGCUUUCGAGGUGGUGACAAAUGCCAAACGCACCCUGAGAGAACUGAAGAUUCUCAAGCACUUCAAGCAUGACAACAUCAUCGCCAUCAAAGACAUUCUGCAGCCGAACCUUCCUCACUCUGCCUUCAAGUCUGUGUAUGUGGUGCUGGACCUCAUGGAGAGUGACCUGCACCAGAUCAUCCACUCUGCCCAGACGUUAACCCCCGAGCACACACGCUACUUCCUGUACCAGCUCCUCCGUGGCCUUAAGUAUGUGCACUCUGCCAACGUCAUCCACCGCGACCUCAAGCCCUCCAACCUGCUGGUGAACGAAAACUGUGAGCUGAAAAUCGGCGACUUCGGCAUGGCGAGGGGUCUCAGCUCGCACCCCGAGGAGUCUCACUCCUUUAUGACUGAAUAUGUGGCAACUCGAUGGUACCGCGCCCCUGAACUCCUGCUGUCGCUGAAUCACUACACCUCAGCCAUCGACUUGUGGUCUGUGGGUUGCAUCUUUGCUGAAAUGUUGGGGCGCAAGCAGCUUUUUCCCGGGAAGCACUACGUGCACCAGCUCCAGCUGAUUUUGAAUGUGUUAGGCACCCCUCCCGAGGGGCUCAUCUGUGCGAUUAGGGCUGAACGGGUGCGCUCCUAUGUUCAGAGUCUUCCAGCUCGCUCUGCUGUGCCUUUGGCAAAACUGUACCCACAAGCUGAGCCGGAGGCUUUGGACCUGCUGGCGGCCAUGUUGCGCUUUGACCCUCGGCUGCGGAUCAGUGUGACUGAAGCACUGGAGCACCCCUACCUUGCCAAAUACCACGACCAAGACGACGAGCCGAUCUGUGUGCCAGCGUUUGACUUUGAGUUUGACAAGCUUCCGAUGAACAAGGAGCAAAUUAAAGAGGCGAUUCUAAUGGAGAUUCAGGACUUUCACCGAAACAAACAGGGCUGCAGUCAGAAGCUGCAGUUUAGGCCCUUGGCGAGGGCGAACGGCGGAACUGCGGCACAGAGCGGCAGCCAGUGCGGCGUUCAGACUGCAAGUGCAAACCUGACCAAGUCGGCACUGGUCCCGCUGGCACAGCACCCUCCAGCAGCACAGAUACAGCAGCAGAUGAGAGAAGCAGAAGCUCAGCAGCAGCAAGACAACACACCAGCAGAGGGGAGCCAUGCCUUUACAAACCAGAUGCAAACAUUUAAUAAUAAGCCUGCAUCCAUUUUAGCAGUGGCUCCACCUCAUGUGACUCAUAACUUGCCUCACCUCACUAAAAGCGACAGUGGCCCAGUCGACGUGGACAUGCCCAGCGCCAACUCGGACAGCGGACAGCCAGAGACCAUAGAUCUGACAACACCUGUGUUUAGUCAGGACACUUCAUCAGAGACGAUGAGAGACGGCGAGGUACAGGAGCAGCUGGCCAGCACUCAAGCUUCUCUGGGUCAGAAUACCCAGAACCAGUCCAUGGCACAAGCAGCCACCACCAUCACUGUAACACCAGCGCAGGUCAUGACACCUCUGCCCACCGCCGUGCCUUCCCUUUCGCUGUCCGCGGCACAGGCCCAGUCGCUUUCUCAGACCCUUUCACAGUCACUGUCCAAGAAUCCUCAGCCCGCGCCGUGCACAGCAGAGGGGCCCAGAAAAGAAGGCGCCAUUUCCGAGGACACGAAAGCCGCUCUCAAAGCGGCUCUUUUGAAAUCGGCUCUCAGACAUCGAGCCAGAGCUGACGGAGGUGUCUCUGCUCUGGGCAUUGACACUGUUGCGGGAGGAGGUGUCCCGUCCUCCCUUUCUUCUGUUCCUGAAUCACGUCGGCCUGUCACAGCUCAGGAGCGUCAACGAGAACGAGAGGAGAAAAGAAGAAAGCGGCAGGAACGGGCCAGAGAGAGGGAGAGGAAACUGAAGGAAAAGGAGCGGAGAGAAGGAAAACAAGGAGACUCACUGGGAGGGGUCCUGCUGAGCGACAAUGAUAAAAGCCUUUUGCAACGCUGGACGAAAAUGAUCGGCGGCUGCAGUGAGAAAUGUCAGACUUCCAUUAACGACGGAGCAAAGCACAAGGACUGUAACGUGAACUCGCACAGAAGUGCGGCCGUCGGUGAAAACUCUCAAGGAGCACUGAACAACAACACAGACAAGGACGCGAGGAAGACUCAUCCUCAUGAACAGUUACUCUCUCAAGUUAAGCCGAACCAGCCGGGCGUGUUUCCGCCUCCAAGCACCCAGCAGCCAUCACUGCUUUUCUCCAUGAGCCAGAGGAAGCCUCCAGCGGACAUGGUCGUUGCUGUAAGCGGAGGGCUGGAUUUAAUGACCGUCACUAGUGGCUUCGUUAAAAACAACACACUAAAACCUCACAGCGAGAGCAACGGGCAGCCUGGCUUCACCUGCAUGGGGAACUGGAGCGGGCAGCAACUGGAGACCAGGCCGCCGCAGCAACCGCAACCAAACAGGACGCCGCAGCCUCCGCCGUCCAACUUCCUCCAGCCUCAGAGUCAAAUCCAGGCUGAUCCCCAGCCUCAGCCACAGCUGCUUCCUCUGGAGAGUUUUUUGUCCAAACCUCAGACGCUGAACACCAGAGAGACCAACGGGAACGUGGAGAUCAGAGAUCAGAACAACCUCAACUCUCACCCGAACCCGUUAACUGCAAGGGCCGGCCCAAUGGAGAAGCUCUGUCCGUCUGUAGGGGAAAAAGUCGGACCGCAGACCACUAACGCCCUCUGCGGGGCGUUGGGCGUUCCCUCUCAGUCCCAUCCCAGUUUAGGAUUCACAGAUACUGGACAGCAGGGGCCCUCCAUCGCCCCGGACAUUCAUACUGUAACGCUGCAGCUCUCCAAAUCCCAGGUCGAGGACGUUUUACCUCCCGUGUUCUCAGUCACCCCAAAGGGCAGUGGGGCGGGCUACGGCGUGGGCUUCGACCUGGAUGACCUCCUCAACCAGUCUCUCACGGACCUGCAACACUGUGACCGCGACAGCUUCGACUCGGCCCCUCUCUCAGCCUCCCUCUUAUCUGAUUGGAGUGAAGUUCACCGCAUGACUCCGGCGGAUCUCGAGUCAUUGCAGCAGGAGCUGCAGCUCGGCUCGCCCAUGAUUCUCUCGGAUACCAUUCCCCCCGACGCCUGACCUACGCUCUCCUGUAAGACGACGCUCUGAUUUGUGUACAUGUAUGUUUUUUUUUAAGACAAUACAAUCCACGAGAGAAGAUCCCCUUAUCCUGUUAAUUUAAAAGCUAGCUUUUUUAAUAGGCACUUACCACCAGUCUCUUUUUUUAAACCAUGACAUGCAGUGCUUUCAUAAUAAAGAGAAUUGUCAUCA